AUGUUGUGCUACAAGAGUAGGUCGACUAGACCAUCAAAUUCAUCAUCAACAUCAUCACAAGCAACAACGUCAACAGCCACAAAGUCACCACCACAACCAAAGGCACCAGAGACAAAGGUGGAGAAUCAUCCACAAGUCCUGGUAGAGACAGCUAACCCUCGACCACCAGUACUGCUGACAACAGCCAUUAUGGAUUCACUUGAUCGCUGGAGUAGGGUUGUCACUGCUCGAGCAUUGCUGGAUCAAGGAUCCGAGAUUUCACUGGUGUCGGAGGCUCUGGCAAAUAGACUAGGACUUAGUCGAACGUCAUCACGUCUUGCGGUGGUGGGCAUUGGCCAACAUACAAUGCAGGCAAUGAAGGCAUUGGUAAUGCCAAAACUAAUAGGGUUAUUACCAUCAGUUGCGAUUCCCAAGCAAUUGCGAGACAGCUGGGCCCACAUAAAACAUCUUCAGCUUGCUGAUCCUGAGUUUUAUGUACCAGCUCCAAUUGAUGCUAUCUUUGGUGCUGAUGUGUACAGCACAGUACUAAAAGAUGGUGUCAAAAAAGGACCAGAGGGUCAACCAACCGCUCAGAGUACAGAGCUCGGUUGGGUUUUAUCUGGUAAUACCCUGAAUUUGGGAAAUAAUACCUCUCUCUGUACAGCAUCAAAAAAUUAUCAUCAAGGAGUUUCCUGUCAGAGAGAGGAAGAGUUGUACAACCUUGUCAAAAGAUUUUGGCUGCAAGAAGAGCAGUUUGACACUACAGAGUCAUCAGGAUUUUCUGAUGACAUCUGUAUGAGUUAUUUCAUAUCAAAUUACGAGAGAGAUACUCAUGGUCGUUUUGUGGUAAGGUAUCAAUUUAAAAAACCUGUAGACACUUUUGGUAACUCGUUUGAGUUGGCAUUGAGAAUGCUUCAUAACCAAGAGAAGAGAAUGGUCAAAAAUCCAACUCUUCAACAGGCAUAUUGUGAAUUCAUGACUGAGUAUGAAUCACAGGGUCACAUGGUAAAAGCAUCACCUGUUGAAGACCAUUCUAAGUGUUAUUAUUUACCACAUCACAGUGUCAUAAAAGAGUCGAGUACAUCAACAAAAUUGAGAGUUGUAUUCAAUGGUUCACAAAAAACAAAUACAGGGGAAUCAUUGAAUGACAACUUAUACGAGGAUCCAAAGCAGAUCUCAAUACAUCCUGAGGAUCGAAAAUAUCAGAGAAUACUUUGGAGAGAUACACUCGACUCACCAGUUCAAGAGUAUGAGCUUACCACGGUAACCUAUGGUACCAAACCAGCCCCAUUCCUGGCGUUGGCUACACUGAGACAACUUGAACUGGAAAAGGGAGAUAAAUUUCCACUUGUAAAGUCAGCAAUAUCACAAGGAUCAUAUAUGGAUGAUAUAUAUGUUGGUGCUGACAAUUUACAACAAGGAAUUGACAAGGCUGUACAAAUUCAAAAGAUGCUUCACUCUGAUGGUUUUAAAUUGCGAAAAUGGAUAAGCAAUUCAAAGGAGUUACUAUGUAAUAUCCCAAAGAAUUUCCACGAGAAAUCAACCAACCAUUUGAGUGAAGAUCAUGAGAUUUUCAGGACACUUGGGCUUAACUGGGAUACGACGUCUGACUGUUUCAGUUACAUUCCUAUAACAUUCAAGGAGCCUAAGACAGUUACCAGAAGAGUCGUGUUAGCUCAAGUGGCUCAAAUUUUUGACCCACUUGGCUGGAUUUCCCCAGUAGUUGUAAAGGGUAAAUUAUACAUGCAGUCAUUGUGGAAAAUCAAACUUGAUUGGGAUGAGCAAAUUCCUGAGAAUUUAUUGGGUCCAUGGAGAGAUUUUAUCUCACAACUGAGUCAUUUGUCAGAGAUAAAAAUACCGCGGUGGUUGAAUAUCACACCAACAGUCACUUCAAUGGAGAUUCAUGGAUUUGGCGAUGCAUCAAUUGGUGCUGUGGUUUACUUGGUGACUAUUGAUUCUCUUGGUGUUGCUAAGAGUACUAUAAUAGCAUCCAAAUCGAAACUUGCACCUAUCAAAUCAGACUCCAACAGCUCCAAUAAGAAGAAAUGUAAAGUUUCAACACCAAGAUUGGAGUUGUCAGCAGCAGUACUGUUGGUUAAAUUAGUGAGAGAUAUUCAACAGAGUUUGGAUUGUCAGUCAGCAAACAUACACUUGUGGACUGACUCAUCCAUUACAUAUUAUUGGAUAACUGGUGACGUUAAUCGUUGGAAAACAUUUGUCCAUAAUAGAGUGGUAUUUAUACAAAAUACAUUGACACAGGCAACCUGGCAUCACGUACCAGGUGAAGAUAAUCCAGCUGAUGUAGUAUCACGUGGUACAUCGUCAUCACAAUUAUAUACAGAUCUUUUGUGGUGGCAGGGUCCAGCUUGGAUUAUUAAAAAUCAAAAUAAGUAUCCUGUGUUAAACAUUCAAGAGAUUGACAUGACUCAAGUUGAAGAGAAACCUUUGGUUUGCAAUGUAAUGUCAACCAUAAGUGAGAGUUAUUUAGAUAAUUUCUCGUCACUGAGAAAAGCUGUAACUGCGGCAGCAUGGUUGAGAAGAUUUUGCCAGAGUUUUUCAGCAAGAUAUUUUGUGGAUAGGUCAAGCUGGAUUACGUCUGAAAAACGUAAAAUUACAUUGCUGGGUUUGGUAAUUAAUGAUCAACGAUUAUACUUUCAUGAAGUGAUUAAGCAAUUAUCAAAGGGUGAAGCACUUUCAAGGUCAAGUCCUUUGAUAAAAUUAACACCAUUCCUUUACAAGGAUGGUGCAUUGAGAGUUGGUGGAAGACUGAGUAGAUCCCUCAUGACAAGUGAUCAUAAAAAUCCGUUGAUAUUACCGAGAGAGUCAAAACUAACUGAACUGAUACUCAACGAGUGCCAUGUAAAUACAUUACAUGGUGGUGCACAAUUGAUGUUGGCCACAUUGAGACAACAAUACUGGAUUGUUGGUGGUUGA
Aphidius gifuensis is the source of this 2913-nucleotide messenger RNA. RefSeq lists its product as uncharacterized. The coding region runs from base 1 to 2913 and encodes 970 amino acids. The record is from RefSeq and is a predicted model, not a curated record. Lineage: Eukaryota; Metazoa; Arthropoda; Insecta; Hymenoptera; Braconidae. The transcript has 4 exons.